UUCACGCUUUUGUAGAGAGAGGUCGCUUCGAUCAAGUUUCUUAACACCAUAACAUCGUUGAUAUAGGAAAUGGCGGCUUCAGUUCGAGAGUUUUACAAAGAAAAAAAUGUGCUGGUUACUGGCGGUACGGGAUUUAUGGGGAAAGUCCUCAUUGAGAAGCUUUUGUACUCGAUACCUGAUAUUGGUCAUGUGUACGUUUUGAUGAGGCCAAAACGUGGAAAGUCUAUUAAACAACGUUUGGAGGAAAUGUUUCGAUUACCAUUAUUCGACAGAAUCAGAAAAGAACGACCAGCUAUUUUUAAAAAGGUUAAACCCUUACAAGGCGAUGUCCUGUUCGAUAACUUUGGUUUAUCGGAUACCGAUAUUGACAACUUGUCUAAGCAGAUAUCUGUACUGUUCCAUUUCGCGGCUACAUUAAAAUUGGAAGCACCUCUGAAGGACAAUGUCGACAUGAAUACGUGCGGAACUCUGCGGACCGUGAACAUUGCUAAAAGACUUAAAAACCUUCUAGCCUUCAUCCAUCUUUCGACUGCAUUUUGCUAUCCGGAUUACAAAAUUUUAGAUGAGAAGAUGCAUGCACCUCCAGUAAAACCAGAAGAUGUAAUGAGACUGAUCGAAUGGAUGGACGACAAACAGCUGUCCUUAAUCGCACCGUCGUUAUUGGGCCCGCAUCCCAAUAGUUACACUUUCUCCAAACGACUUGCUGAGAAUAUUAUCGAACAAGCAUUUGAAGACCUUCCUACUACUAUAGUGCGGCCGAGCAUAGUGUGCCCAGCGUUAUCAGAGCCGAUAGCUGGCUGGGUGGACAGUCUGAAUGGUCCAGUGGGCGUAAUGCUCGGCGCUGGGAAAGGGGUUAUCCGUAGCAUGCUCUGCGAUGGGAGUCUAACUGCUCAAGUCAUACCAGUCGAUACCGCUAUCAAUGCUAUCAUCGCCAUUGGAAUGUUAGAAGGAACGAGGACUGAAAAGCCUCCUGUUAUCCCUAUUUACAACGCCAAUAUUGGACAUCAAAAACCUACAACCUGGGGCGAGGUCUUACAGAUCGGUAAGGACUACGGUCGAAAAUAUCCACUGGCCUGGCCGCUAUGGUAUCCUAAUGGAGACAUCACAACCAACGAGACUUUGCAUUAUUUCCGUCGUAUAUUUUACCAUUUGGUGCCAGCAUACACCAUCGACUUUCUUUUAUUGCUACUUGGACAAAAACGCUUCAUGGUGAGAAUACAGAAUCGUAUUAGCCAGGGACUUGAAGUACUGCAAUACUUUACUAUGAGACCCUGGAUAUUUCCAUGCCAGAACUUUGAUAAUAUACAAGCAAUAUUAGAAGGAGAGGAACGUAAGAUCUUUAACAUGGAUCUAACUGCUUCGGAUCGCGUGAAAUACCUGGAAGAUUGCGUUGAAGGCGGUCGUAUCUUCUGCUUUAAGGAAGACCCUAAUAAAGUCCCAUAUAAUAGGUCUUAUCAUAACUUCCUUUACGUGCUCGAUUGGAUAGUGAAAAUCAUGUUUUGGUUGUUUAUUCUGUCACUGUUAGCUUCGUGGUUCGAGCCUGUAAGAGAUUUGUUUUCGAUCGGUGAACCAUUUGUGAAGCAUCUACCGUUUUUAGGUCCGGCUGUCUUUGAUAAAACAAUAUAAAACGCAUUAUCAAUGAAUUAUAUCUUGAAAAAUAUUAUGAAAACAUAGCAAUCGAUAGAUAAAUCGUGUUAACCGGACGCAUGUUUAUAAUUGUGGAGUACUGAUUAAGAAAUUUGUUUAACAUUGAUUAUGUAAUGGUUAUUUGAACAGUUACAUGCAUUUUAUAUAAAGAAAAACAUUUGAUAACCAUUCAUUUUGAACGUAUUUUUAACUAGAUAUUUUUGUAUUUACUAUCUCGCUGGUUGGAUUGAAAACAUUAACUUGCUAAUAUUAUAAAUGCGAAAGUCUAUAUUGUUGUUUUAUUAACAAUUUGGAUACUUUUAAUGUAUUUUAAUGAAAUGUGUCAGAGAUGUAUUAAUAUAUGGGACAGUGAGGCUACUUACCUUUUUUAUUUUUUUUUUAAUUCUGACCAAAUAUGUUGGGGUCGAUAUUUAAUAGACUUUUAAAUAUACUUAUUAUGGGAAGUGGUGUUAUUUUUCACAGUAUUUUUUUGUAUCUAGGUAUAAAAGAAAAUAACAUUUUUUUAUAUAAAAAGAAAAGUAUAAAUACUGACAAGUUAAUGUAAUGGGUUUAG
Molecule: messenger RNA, 2200 nt
Organism: Papilio polytes (common Mormon)
Lineage: Eukaryota; Metazoa; Arthropoda; Insecta; Lepidoptera; Papilionidae
Product: fatty acyl-CoA reductase 1-like
Exons: 8
Coding region: 70-1626 (518 amino acids)
Biological process (GO): long-chain fatty-acyl-CoA metabolic process
Cellular component (GO): peroxisome
Molecular function (GO): alcohol-forming very long-chain fatty acyl-CoA reductase (NADP+) activity
Source: RefSeq, a predicted model, not a curated record